AUGGACUGGAAACCUACGGUGAUGAUGAUGGCGGUGGUGAUCAUGUAUGCGGUGUUGAAUGUGCUGACGAAGAUGGCUUUCAAUGAAGGGAUGCACACCACUGUCUUCAUUGUCCUCCGCCUGCUCGUCGCCGCGCUCUUCCUCUCCCCGAUCGCAUACUUCAAAGAGAGGAAGAGUAGACCUAAGCUGUCCAUGGAGAUAUUCGUCUACCUCUUCUUCAGUGCCUUGCUCGGAGCCUCUCUGAUCCAGUGGCUCUUUUUCCUGGGCCUGCGGUACACUACGGCCACGUUCGCGAGCGCCUUCAACAACACGACUCCCAUGUUCACCUUCCUCCUCGCACUGGCCUUCAAGGUCGAGAAGAUCGAUGUCGCCAGCCGCUCCGGUGCAGCCAAGCUCACCGGCACGGCCGUGGGGCUGGCCGGAGCGACGGUGCUGGCACUCUACCAUGGGCCGACCCUGGUGGGGGCGCCGUCGGGGGACCACCUAGCCGCCGGUGCCACCCACGGCGGUGCGCGGAGGUGGGCAGUGGGCUCGGUGGCGUUGCUGGGCUUCUCGGCGAGCUGGUCGCUGUGGUUCAUCCUGCAGUCCAAGAUCGGGACAAAGUACCCGGCGCUCUACUCUGGCACGGCGUGGAUGUUCCUGCUCAGCUUCUUCCAGAUGGCCGCGGUUGGGGCUGCCACUGAGAAGAUGAGCUUGCUGGUCUGGGUCCCCCGCACGGCGCUCCAGGCCGUGACCGUGGUGUUUGCUGGCGUGGGGUCGUCCGGGCUGGGGUUCCUGGCCAUGUCAUGGUGUGUGGAGCGGCGAGGGCCGGUGUUCACCACGGCCUUCAUGCCCCUGAUCCAGAUCGUCACCGCCGGGAUCGACGUCGCCGUCCUCCACGAGCAGCUCCACCUCGGGAGCGUGGUCGGAUCGGCGGUCGUGGUCGUGGGGCUCUACUUGGUCCUGUGGGGAAAGAGCAACGAGGCGAGCAUCGAAUCCAAACUCCCUCCUCCAUCACAUUCCAAGCCCGGUUGGGACGAAGAAACAGAGAAUCAUAGUUCACGGAUUGUUCAGAGGGUGUGA
Triticum turgidum subsp. durum (durum wheat) is the source of this 1062-nucleotide messenger RNA. Lineage: Eukaryota; Viridiplantae; Streptophyta; Magnoliopsida; Poales; Poaceae. The record is from the annotation of a GenBank genome assembly.